Molecule: messenger RNA, 1239 nt
Organism: Quercus lobata
Lineage: Eukaryota; Viridiplantae; Streptophyta; Magnoliopsida; Fagales; Fagaceae
Exons: 1
Coding region: 70-1239 (389 amino acids)
Source: RefSeq, a predicted model, not a curated record
AGCACACACAGUACAUUGCACUACAGUAGUAGUAGUAGUAGUAGAUCUAAUCACUCUCAUUUGCUCAGAAUGAACCGAACUUUCUCUUCUAAGAUCCCAAAGAAACCUUCUCCAGCACCGCCAAAGGUCGAUGGAAGCACUGACAAGACCAAGAAAAAGAAGAAGAAGAAGCAGAGUCCCACUCGAAACCCUUUACAAGAUUUCAAUGCCAUUUCCACCAUCUCCAGCAGUAGCCAUGGCAGUGAGUCUUCUUCUGUGUCCAUUGAAGCUCCCAGAGGCUGCCUCAGGUUCUUUCUCUCUCACCAUUCUUCUUCUUAUUCUACUUCUAAUUCUACUUCAAAUUCGAAAAGCCCUUUUGAUAGAUACAAAACUGUGUCCAAAACACCCAGAUCAGCCCCUAAUGUGAUGGUUUCAAAGCUAUCCAAAUCUAAGCCCUCAAGGGAGAGCAAACUGUCAAAAUCAAACAUUGAAGAAAACCCAGAUAGACCCAUAUCACAGAAAGCACAGAAAAUUAAGAAAAACCCACCUUGCUUGUACCAAUGGCAAUCUGGGGAGAAACCCAGUUCCAAAACCGGGCAAAGAUUGAAACUUUCUUCUGUUCUAAACAAUAGUGAUGAUUCUGUGAAUAAGUUGGCAUCUGGGUCUGAAGUAGAAGGACUUGUGAGGGUGGUUAGUCAUUUAGGUGAGGCCACUGAGCUCAAACCAUGGGGUGCUGCUGAUGCAACUUGUACUCCUUUGAGUAAGAUAGCAAGUGGGUCAGGUUUCGAUAGUGAAGUUGGUAAGGUUGUGGAGGAGAACUCAAACAGGAGCAAUAGUAAGACACCUCCGGUUCUGCCCUCGGUGUCGCCUGAGAUACAAUGUGGAUCAUCUGUGGUGUCUACAACGAUAACGCCUUCUUGUUAUGCUGCUGGCCCCAUGGUUUCUGGGGUCACUGACAAGAGGAAAUGUAGGCCUAGAGGGAUUCUAGCUAUUGGAGAAAAUGAUGACUUUGGUAAAGUUAAGCCUUUUGAUAGUUUUGAUGAUGAUAAUGAUGAAGAAAAUGUUGUAGGGGUUGGUGAUGAGUCACUCGUGAUCCCUGAACCUGCUGAGGCUUCAGUGCAUUGGCUUUUAUCUCCAUGUAAUGAGGAGGAUGAGGAUCAGAGGGAGAAUUCUGAAAAUAUGUCAUGCGGAGCUGAGAGGCCGGCAGGGUCUACCAUACUAGCUAAGUGGGGUUCCAAAACAGUAUUUACAGAAAACUAA